Molecule: messenger RNA, 1533 nt
Organism: Strongyloides ratti
Lineage: Eukaryota; Metazoa; Nematoda; Chromadorea; Rhabditida; Strongyloididae
Product: Serine hydroxymethyltransferase, cytosolic
Exons: 4
Coding region: 1-1533 (510 amino acids)
Biological process (GO): purine nucleobase biosynthetic process; tetrahydrofolate interconversion; folic acid metabolic process
Cellular component (GO): cytosol; nucleus; cytoplasm
Molecular function (GO): zinc ion binding; serine binding; mRNA regulatory element binding translation repressor activity
Source: RefSeq, a predicted model, not a curated record
AUGUUAAAAUCAAUUACAAAAGUGGGAAUGCUUAGUUUAAAGAAUCAUUCUAUAUUAAUUAAGAAUAAUUUUUCAAAAAUGACUGAUUGCGGUAAAGUUUUUACACCAUUAAUUCCUGUUGAAAGAUAUCAUUAUGAAGGACAAAACAUGCUAAAAGAUUCCAUUAAAAUUGUUGAUGAAGAAGCUUUUGAAAUUAUGAAAAAUGAAAAAAAACGUCAACGUCGUGGUCUUGAAUUAAUUGCUUCUGAAAAUUUUACCACAAAAUCUGUUUAUGAUGCUUUAGGAUCAGCUAUGUCAAAUAAAUAUUCAGAAGGAUAUCCUGGAGCAAGAUAUUAUGGUGGUAAUGAAUUUAUUGAUAAAAUGGAGAUUCUUUGUCAAACUCGUGCUUUAAAAGUUUUUGGUUGUGAUCCAGAAAAAUGGGGUGUUAAUGUUCAGGCAUUAUCUGGAGCUCCAGCAAAUCUUGCCGUUUAUACAGGACUUUUGCAACCUAAUGAAAGAAUUAUGGGAUUAGAUUUACCUGAUGGUGGACAUCUUUCCCAUGGUUUUUAUACUCCUGCAAAAAAAGUUUCUGCAACUUCAAGUUUUUUCCAAUCACUACCAUAUAAGGUUAAUCCUAAGACAGGAUUAAUUGAUUAUGAUAGACUUGAAGAAAAUGCUUUACUUUUUAGACCAAAAAUUAUUGUAGCUGGAAUUAGUUGUUAUGCCAGACAUCUUGAUUAUCCACGUUUUAGAAAAAUCUGUGAUAAAGUUGGAGCUUAUUUAAUGGCUGAUAUGGCUCAUAUUUCUGGACUUGUGGCUGCUGGAUUGAUUCCAUCACCUUUUGAAUAUGCUGAUAUUGUAACAACAACAACACACAAAUCACUACGUGGACCCAGAGGUGCCUUAAUAUUUUAUCGUAAAGGAAUUCGUUCUGUCAAUGCAAAAGGAGUUGAAGUUAUGUAUGAUAUAGGACCAAAAAUUGAUUCUGCAGUUUUCCCAGGUCUUCAAGGUGGUCCACAUAAUCAUACUAUUGCUGGUAUUGCUGUUGCUUUAAAACAAUGUUUGUCUCAAGAAUUUGUUGAUUACUCUAAACAAGUGAUUAAAAAUUCAAAAGCUCUUGCAAAUAGAUUGAUGGAACUUGGUUAUGAUCUUGUAACUGGUGGAACUGAUAAUCAUUUAUGUCUUGUAGAUUUACGUCCAAAAAAUCUUGAAGGUGCACGUAUUGAAACAAUUCUUGAUAUGGCUCAUAUUGCUUGUAACAAAAAUACUUGCCCAGGUGAUCAAAGUGCAUUUAGACCAGGAGGUAUUAGACUUGGCACUCCAGCUUUAACUUCUCGUGGUUUUAAUGAGGAAGAUUUUAUUGUUGUUGCUAAUCUUAUUGAUGAAGCUAUUAAAGUAUACAUAAAAUAUCAAUCAGUUGCAGGAAAGACAAUGAAAGAUUUUAAAGAAUUUAUUUCUACUAACGAAGAUUUUAAAAAUGAUAUUACUAAUGUUGCUAACAAAGUCGAAAAUUUCACCGAAAAGUUUGACAUCCCCGGAAAUGAUGAAUGUUAA